AUGUUGAUCCCCUUCUUGGGGAUCUUCGUGGGCAUGACUCUCUGGAGUCAGUGGUUCCCCAUUCCGGGUUUCACUGCUCCAGAGCAGUCGUUCAUACGGCGCCUGUCUGGUACGUUCCAGCUGACGAUGGAGUCAUGGGCCUUCUGUGACCUGGUGAACGCUGCCGCCUCCCAGCGUGGUCACGCUUCCCGGCGCGGGCAUUCCGUAUGGGAGUCGCGUUCUCACGUUGGCCAUGGGUAUGCAAACUCGACGGACUUUCUGUUGGUUAGCCUUGGAACGGAUGUCAUCGUCCAGCCUAGCGUAGCCGAUGAUAUGCCGCCUUGGUUUCCAACCCCGUUCCUGGUACCCAUCCCGGUCUCGUCUUGGUCAAGUGACGGAGUGACAUCUUCUGAUCCCGAGGAAUUUGUCCACAUCCUCCUGCUUGGAUCCAAGCCCGGGCAUGGCUUCUACACCACGUUGUUGUUCUUCGGUAUUUGGUGUUUCUGGAUUCUGAAGGUUCUCGAAGGUCAACCACAGAUUGCACGUGUGCAAUUUGUGGCCGAGGACGAUUCAUCUUCCUUUGACGGGGAGAUGGAUCGUCUGAUCGCGGGCCCAACGGAAACGGACGAGGAAAUUCUUUCUUGGGUCAUGGCUGCGGACAGUUGUCCCGAAUCUGUGUCCCAUGUGUCGGUUCUCUCUCGGUCUGGAGGUAUCUGGGUCCACCGGAUCGCCAAAAGCCUGGGGGAUGACCAAGUACCGGACCCAGAAUCGGCGUGCAAUACCACCGACCUGGUGAACACUACGGAUAACGCUCGCAUGGACUUGGUCUCUCGGCACCCCUGGAACUCGACUGCUCUCUAUGCCUCCGACCAUGACGAUUCUCCGGCUCCGGCUGGGGAUCCGAUUGGCAACGGUGCGGAUGAUGAGCGUCCUGAUUCCACCCCGGCGUACUUCAGCAGGAAGAACCGUCCGUCGCAAGCAAAGAGACGUCGCGAAGGAAAGAGAGCACGACAGGAAAAGAAGGAUCUAAAGCAUUCCGAUGUUUUAGCCUCUUACGCUUCCAAUGCUUCUCUUGCGAUGUCUUCGAGCUCGACGCCUUUGUCGGCUUUGGCUCCGGUCUUCGUUCCUGGUCGUCUGGCGGAGCAGGGUGAUCUGCAGAGUGGUCCUCCUUCUCCAACUCCCUUGUUCACGAAUGUGGGCAUUGAUCCUCCUGCGGAUUGUGGUACGACCACGCCCGAUGACAACGCUCUGCCCCAGCCAUCUCGCCGCCGCCGUCGCCGUCGACAGCGUCAUGCUUAG
Molecule: messenger RNA, 1278 nt
Organism: Penicillium crustosum
Lineage: Eukaryota; Fungi; Ascomycota; Eurotiomycetes; Eurotiales; Aspergillaceae
Exons: 2
Coding region: 1-1278 (425 amino acids)
Source: RefSeq, a predicted model, not a curated record